AUUUCUCUCUCUCUCUCUCUCUCUCUCUCUCUCUCUCUCUCACACACCUCACACACACACAUUGACUACUGCAACAAAGAAACUUCGUUGACGAAAAUGGCGUUCAUAUCGGAGACGGCGAGCGCAAUCAAGAGCCGGUUCGGGUUCCAUGACCACUCCUCCAAGUGCUCUUCGACAAGCUCUUCUCCCGAUCUUCUCAAAUCUACCUCCAAAGACAACAAUGCCGCCGUCGCGCACUCCAAUUCGGUGGUUCGCACUAUCUCUAACUGGGACGAAGACGACACCGUUUCCAUCGCCGGAUCUUCGUCCACGCAGAGCUUCGACUUCGACGAAGAUCCUUCCUUCUGGAAAGAUCACAACGUGCAGGUUAUUAUUAGAGUCCGUCCGCUUAGUAGUACUGAAAUAUCACUACAAGGCUACACCAAAUGUGUUAGGCAAGAGAGUUAUCAGACUAUUACUUGGACCGGGCAUCCCGAGUCACGCUUCACCUUUGAUGUUGUUGCAGAUGAGAAUGUCAGCCAGGAGAAACUAUUUAAAGUGGCUGGAUUGCCGAUGGUAGAGAAUUGCAUGGGAGGCUACAACAGUUGCAUGUUCGCAUAUGGCCAAACUGGAAGUGGAAAAACUCACACUAUGCUUGGAGACAUUGAGGGAGGCACUCGAAGACACAGUGUAAAUUGUGGGAUGACACCUAGAGUAUUUGAACAUUUAUUCACAAGGAUUCAAAAGGAAAAAGAGGCUCGUAGAGAUGAAAAGUUGAGAUUUACUUGUAAAUGCUCAUUUUUGGAAAUAUACAAUGAACAGAUUCUUGAUCUUUUAGAGCCAUCCUCUAAUAACUUGCAGAUAAGGGAAGACAUUAAGAAAGGCGUUUAUGUAGAGAACCUGAAGGAAAUAGAAGUUACAAGUGCUCGAGAUGUUAUUCAACAACUUAUUCAAGGGGCAUCAAACAGAAAGGUAGCUGCUACUAAUAUGAAUCGUGCUAGCAGUCGUUCUCACAGUGUAUUUACUUGCAUCAUUGAGAGUAAGUGGGAUUCCCAAGGUGUAAGUCACCAUCGAUUUGCUCGGCUUAAUCUUGUUGAUUUAGCUGGAUCCGAAAGGCAGAAGAGUUCUGGUGCUGAAGGUGAACGUCUCAAGGAAGCUACCAAUAUCAACAAGUCUCUUUCGACAUUGGGACUUGUGAUCAUGAACCUAGUGAACAUGUCAAAUGGGAAGUCACUCCAUGUUCCUUACCGGGAUUCUAAGCUAACAUUUUUGCUUCAGGAUUCUCUAGGAGGGAAUUCGAAAACAACUAUAAUUGCAAACAUCAGUCCUUCUAGUUGCUGUUCAUUGGAGACACUAAGCACAUUGAAGUUUGCACAACGUGCUAAAUUUAUUAAGAACAAUGCAAUUGUCAAUGAGGAUGCAUCUGGAGAUGUCAUUGCCAUGAGGAUACAAAUUCAACAACUCAAGAGAGAAGUAUCUCGACUACGGGGGUUAGCAAGUGAGGGUGAAAAUCAGGACAGUGAUACUUCAACAUUAGGCUUUCCUGGUUCUCCAGGAUCCUUUAAAUGGGAAGGAUUACAUGGAUCAUUUAGUCCACUUGCCUCUGGUAAAAGGAUGUCUCAGAAAAAAGAUUAUGAAGUUGCCCUUGUUGGGGCUUUCAGGAGGGAGAAGGAUAAAGACAUUGCGUUACAGGCAUUGACCGCUGAAAAUCAGGCAGCUGUGCAGUUAGUCAAACAAAGAGAAAAUGAGAUAAAAGUUUUAAAAAUGGGGCUACGUUUUCGAGAAGCUGCAAUAAAGAGGCUAGAAGCAGUCGCCUCUGGAAAGAUUUUAGCUGAGACACAUUUACUGAAAGAAAAGGAGGAACAUUGGAAGGAAAUUGAGGUCCUUCGAGGUCAGGUUGCUCGGAACCAAGAAGUGACAAGAUUUGCUAUGGAAAAUCUACAGCUAAAGGAAGAAAUUAGAAGAUUAAAGUCAUUCUAUGAGGAAGGAGAAAGGGAGAUGAUGAAAGAACAGAUUGGGGUGUUACAAAACAAGUUGCUAGAAGCACUUGAUUGGAAACUUAUGCAUGAAUCAGACCCCUCGAUUCAGAAAGCAAAUUCAGAUGUGGUGAUGGAAGAAGUUCAGGAUGAUGGUAAUCUACAGAUUUCCAAUCAGGAGCCUGGAUCGCCUUGGAGGUCUUCAGUGAGUGAGGAGAAUGAAUUCCUCCGCAUGCAGGCUAUACAAAACCAACUAGAAAUGGACACACUCCACAAGAAACUAGAACUUUGCAUGGAAGAGAAAGAAAAAUUUGAAAGAAAUGUCAAUGACUUGGUAACAAAACUUGAUGAAGAGAGAACCUAUAGAACCACAAAAGAAGGAAUACAGCAAGUUGAGCUUCCUUCUUUGCCAACUGACGUUCCCAUUAUCAAUUUGAAUGACCAAAUGGAACUGAAAACAAUGGUUGAUGCCAUUGCUGCUGCUAGUCAAAGAGAAGCAAAGGCUCAUGAGACAGCAAUUAUGUUAUCCAAAGAGAAUGAUGAACUGCGGAUGAAGCUUAAGGUCUUGAUUGAGGAUAACAAUAAACUCAUUGAAUUGUAUGAAAGGGCUGCUGCAGAAGGUAACUACAAAACUACAAAUAAAAUUGACAGGGCUGAAGAAGGUGGCACUGAAGCUCAGAAUACUGAUGGUUUCACUGAACUUGCCAGAGAAAAAGAGUUUGAGAUGAAAAAUGUGAUUGAAAACUUAGAGCAUCAGCUUUUGGAUAUUAAUGAAGAGAACGAAAAAUUAAUGGGUCUAUAUGAAAGAGCCAUGCAGGAGAGGGAUGAGCUAAAGAGGAUGCUUUCUUCUUCUGGACAGAGAAGAGGUGAAUCCAAAUUAGAAUUUGAUUGCCCUGAAAAGCUUGUUGAAGUCGAUGGCAUGGAUCAUAUUGAGUCAGGUGAACUUCCUAUGUCUGUGGAGGUUAGAGAUUUGAUUGGGGAGACAGGUCUCAUGGGCUUAAACCUGCAGGAUAGAAGUCAUGAAUUUGCGAAACCUGCCAAAUCUGGAGUGGAAAUUCCCACGGUGGAAAACAAUAUUUCUGGAUUAAAUGUGGAAGUUGAUUCCGGUCUAGGUCUUGGGGAUUCUCAAGUAAUGAAAGAAAAUCAAACUGAUCCUCAAGGAGAUGCAUAUUUUGAGUCAGAUAGACCUCCUUGCUUUGUUGGAACAAAAAUGUCAGUGGAGGAAAGCACAGAUUUAGUUGAACCUGUUGCGUCCUAUGAAGUGAAAAUAUCUGAUGAAGAAACUGGCACCUCUGGCUUACAUCCUUUGGAUUGUCAAGCAGAUUCUGCAACUCAGACUGAUGCUGGGAAUCUUUCUGACAUGGAAACAGACCCAUCCAAUCUCAAUGCUGUAAAGCUGUCAGAAGAUCUGAAUUUAAUCAGAAUGAAGCUGGCAAGGGCAGAUGAACAACUUUUAGAUUCUGCUAAAAGUAUUACUAGUUUUGGUUCACUUGAGAAAGCAAUUAUUGAGGUUAAUAAGCUCUCAAGAAAUAUAGAAGAAAUGGAAGAUGGAAUUAAGGACAAGAUGCAACAGUUUGAAUCACUUAAAGUCUCUACUAUAGAAAUGAAAGAAAGAAGAUCUCUUAUUGACAAUAAGUUUUCAGCUCUCAAAUACACUCUGUCUGACUUCUUUUCAUCUAUGGUUUAUUUUGAACAACGAGAAGCUCGAGCCAGAACAAGGGUAAUUACUUCAACUUCUUAUCUGGACCGGAAGAAAGAUGAAUUGGCUCGUCUUCAAACCCAGAAGGAUGAAAUUGAGACUGCAAAGAGGAAGCUUCAGCAAUCUGAAGUGGAAUUGAGGAACAACCUUGCAUCCUUGAAAUCAAAACUGGAGGAAGAAAACAGGAAACAAGAAAACGAAAAAGUUCUCUUUGCUAUAGAUAAUGUUGAGAGAAUAGACCCCUCACCAAAAAUAUUACAUUUGGGUGGUAAAGCCACUGAAUUACUCAAGUCUGAGGAAGAGAAAACCAAAUUGCAAACUGAGAUGAAGCUGUCUCGGGAAAAACUUGGGGCCAUAAGAAAGGAAUCUGAAGAUUUGAGCAGGAAGUAUGGACAGGCAGACACAGAGAUGCAAGCAGUUCAAGCAGAGGUACAGAAAGGUUUGAGGUCUGUGGAAGAGAUGGAGCUGGCACUACAAGGUGUACUCCAAGAGAAGGAGACGUUGUUGGAGAUGAGAGAGAAUGGAAAGACUGAAAUUGAAAAUAUGAUUGUUGAAUACCAGCAGCAUGUGUAUGAUGCAGAUUUGAAGGAGUCAGAGUUGAAAAUUGUGGAGGAAGAAUUGCAGAUGGAGAUGAGGAGAGUGAAAGAAUUACAAAAUGCAAGGUCUACAGCCAUGGAGGAGAUAACUGGAUUAUUGGAGUGUACAACAAGUUGUCAUUCAUGCUGCUUAUCAGAGAAGAUGAAUGAAGAGCUGCAAAAGGUUCGGGCAUCUGUUUUGGAGGCAAAAUCAUUGCUAGGGGAAUGCCAUUGAAAUUGACAGUUAAGUCUUCUGCUUAACUUGUCAUUAUAUAGCAUUGAAUAUUCCACAAAAGCAAAAACUGUGAUUCAUUUCAUGCACACUUGUAAUUGACUAUCACCUUUAUGUAUAAUUGCUCUUGCAUUGAUUACCACCCCAAGAGUAAUAUCUUGUUAUAUAUGUCAUGUCAUUCUCGUUUGGUAA
Quercus robur (English oak) is the source of this 4653-nucleotide messenger RNA. RefSeq names its product kinesin-like protein KIN-12E. Lineage: Eukaryota; Viridiplantae; Streptophyta; Magnoliopsida; Fagales; Fagaceae. Gene Ontology annotation, biological process: microtubule-based movement. Gene Ontology annotation, molecular function: microtubule binding; ATP binding; microtubule motor activity. The record is from RefSeq and is a predicted model, not a curated record. The transcript has 22 exons. Bases 97 to 4464 code for a protein of 1455 amino acids.